AUGACUGCCUUUUUUGGGGCACUCAGAAUCAGCGAGCUUGUGGUUAGCUCUCGCCAUGACUCUUUGGGCUGUGCACUGCAGUCUGGUGAUUUGAAAAUCCAGGGUGAUAGUGUGGCUAUUAAGGUUCGACAGUCUAAGACUGAUCAGAAGCAGAGGGGUGCUGUGGCGUGGCGGGAGAGGCAGCGGAUCCUGAUUGCUGGCCACAGCAUGGUGUUUUGGGUGGCCCACCAGGCCCGGCAUUCACCAAUUGGAUCGCAACUGGGGCUCAACGAGUGGGCUACGGUCAAGUGGCAGGGACAUCGGGGCCUUCGGUGGUCUGGGCUCUUGCCUCUCCUUUUCUGUGGGAGGAAUGGUCCUCCGUCUCAUCUUUUGGUUAUACACCUUGGUGGUAACGAUCUGGGCUUGCUGAAAGAGAAGGCCCUUUCACUGCAGGCGAUUGAAGACCUCAGGCACCAUUACAAAGAAUUGCUUAAAUCGCACCAUAUCACAAAAUUGCCUGGGGGAAACAAUGAGGCCAUAGAAAAAGCUGCUGGGGCAUCACUGUCUUCAUUACUUACAGGGUUAUCAGAGCUAAAAGUUCUUUGUGGAGCUGAUGUUCUGAAGACAAUUCAGAUACCUAACCUGUGGAAGGAAGAACACAUUCAAGAAAUAGUGACCAAGUUUGAAUUGGUUUGUAUUGGUCAUGAUGGCAAUAAUCCAUCUCAAUACAUUUCUGAAUAAGAGCAUUUAAGCAAACACAAACACAAUAUUCACUUGAUUAAAGACUGGAUUCCAAAUCUGUGCCAUAAAUAAGAAGUGUGCAAAAGACAAAGUGUGAAAUACCUGGUUCCUGACUCAGUUAUUUCAUACAUUCAGGAAUACAAUAUAUAUACAGAAGAGAGUGAAUGGGAAAAUUAA
Molecule: messenger RNA, 897 nt
Organism: Heteronotia binoei (common prickly gecko)
Lineage: Eukaryota; Metazoa; Chordata; Lepidosauria; Squamata; Gekkonidae
Gene: NMNAT3
Product: nicotinamide nucleotide adenylyltransferase 3
Biological process (GO): NAD+ biosynthetic process
Cellular component (GO): mitochondrion
Molecular function (GO): nicotinamide-nucleotide adenylyltransferase activity; nicotinate-nucleotide adenylyltransferase activity
Source: RefSeq, a predicted model, not a curated record